Messenger RNA from Triticum urartu, 2158 nucleotides. RefSeq names its product sulfhydryl oxidase 1. Lineage: Eukaryota; Viridiplantae; Streptophyta; Magnoliopsida; Poales; Poaceae. Gene Ontology annotation, biological process: protein folding. Gene Ontology annotation, molecular function: protein disulfide isomerase activity; flavin-dependent sulfhydryl oxidase activity. The record is from RefSeq and is a predicted model, not a curated record. Gene Ontology annotation, cellular component: Golgi membrane.
UAAAAGUCUAAACCCCAGGCGGAGGCUACUAGCGGUAUACUACUGCUGGUCUGACCAAUCGGAGCACGAGAGCUGCGCGGGUGUCCGAAGCGGAUCGCCGGACCCCCGCCGCGCCGGACCGGUGAGAUCCAGCCCCCGCCGGCCGAUCCCAUGGCCCCCGCGGCGGCGCGGGUCCUCGUCCUCGUCCUCGCCCUCGCCGCCGCCUCCUCCCUCGCGGGGCGCGCGGACGCCCUCCGGUCGCUCGGCGUCGGCGACGGGGCGGAGGCCGCCGCGCAGGGGGACUACGCCGUGGACCUCAACGCCACCAGCUUCGACGCCUUCCUCACGGCCUCGCGGGAGCAGUUCGCCGUCGUCGAGUUCUUCGCCCACUGGUGUCCAGCUUGCAGAAACUACAAGCCUCAUUAUGAGAAGGUUGCGAAACUUUUCAAUGGUCCAGAUGCUGCGCAUCCUGGCAGAAUACUGAUGGCUAGGGUUGAUUGCGCAUCAAAGGUGAAUGUAGAUCUUUGCAGUAGAUUUUCUGUUGACCAUUAUCCUUUCCUACUUUGGGGCCCCCCACCAAAAUUUGCUAACACUAAGUGGGACCGGAAGCAAGAGAAAAGCGAAAUAAAAUUGAUUGAUGAUGGAAGAACAGCAGAGCGCUUACUUAAGUGGAUAAAUAAGCAACUGGAAAGCUCGUUCACUUUGGAUGACAGAAAAUAUGAGAAUGAAAAUAUGCUUCCAAACAAUGCUUCAGAUCCUAAACGGGUUGUUCAAGCAAUUUACGAUGUUGAGGAAGCAACAGCUCAUGCGUUACAGAUAAUUUUGGACAACAAGAUGAUCAAGCCAGACACUCGUGACUCUCUUAUAAGGUUUUUACAAAUUUUGGUGGCUCAUCAUCCAUCCAAGAGGUGUCGAAGAGGAUCUGCUGAUCUACUUAUUAACUUUGAUGAUCACUGGCCUUCGAACCUCUCUUUAAGUUCACAAGACAGUUCUAAAUUGUUGGAAAGUGUUGCAGCAGAUAACCACAAGAUCUGUGGAAAGGAGGUGCCUCGCGGUUACUGGAUCUUCUGCCGUGGAAGUAAAAGUGAAACAAGAGGAUUUAGCUGUGGUCUAUGGGUUUUGCUGCAUUCACUUACUGUCCAAAUUGGGGAUGGUGAAAGCCAAUCAACCUUUACGUCAAUAUGUGAUUUCAUACACAAUUUCUUCAUCUGUGAGGAAUGCCGCAAACACUUCUAUGAUAUGUGUUCAAGUGUGUCAGUUCCCUUCAAGUCAGCCCGUGAUCUCAGCCUCUGGCUAUGGAGCACGCAUAACAAAGUUAAUGAGAGGUUGAUGAAAGAAGAAAAGGAUAUGGGAACUGGCGAUCCAUCAUUCCCUAAGGCUAUCUGGCCUCCAAAGGCACUCUGCCCAUCUUGCUAUCGUUCUUCAAGCAGGACAAGUGACGGGACCUUGCAGGUUGACUGGAAUGAGGACGAAGUAUUUCCAUUCUUGGUUAACUACUAUGGGAAGACGCUCGUAUCAUCCUAUAAAGAAACCUACAUGGAGUCUCUUCAAGGGAGGACGCAAGUAGGGGCGGCACUUGCUGACGAUGCCUCCUCACAUGCUGCAAGAGUCCCAAUUGGAGCUGCCCUGGGUGUUGCAGCUGCCAGCUGUACAUUUGGGGCACUAGCUUGCUUCUGGAGAACUCAGCAGAAGAACAGAAAGUACUCGUACCGUUUACACUCUUUAAAGAAAAUAUGAUUAGACAAUUUUAGGUUGGUAGGAUAUCAUUCUUGCCGUGUGCGUUUACGGAAUUCAAAUCAUAGAGAAGUGAUUAGGUUCUACUUGUCGAUUUUACAGGCAAAGAAAGAACUGGAACUGAAAAACAGCCCACCAGUUGCUCACUGUGCACUUCAUCAGAGGUGGCCUCCGUGAAUGUAUAUUUCUUGGAUGGGUUAAAAAUCUUGGUAAGUAGCUCACAGAGAGUGCACAGAAUCCAAUGUUGGAGCUGUCAUUUACAGAUGAAAUACUUACAGAAGCAUGAUGACCUAACCUGCACCUUGUUAUAGGCUCAAAUGUAGUUCUGUUUUUACCAUAUAGUUGUGAUCUGAUUGCUGGACAUGGAUGAGCUGUUGCUGCCCAUUUGAUCCGUAAAAUUUUGAACUCAAUGUUAAUCCUGAAGUAUUGCGACUUUUAUCGGAUA